UCGGGAUGUCACCCGCUGUCCCCAAGGCGCUGGCAGGACCCGGCCGUGUGUCCCCCCCUCCCCCGCGGUGUCACCCGCCUGGGGACAGGCUGGUGCCACCUCAGCAGCCAGAGCCUUCCCGCUUUGUGUCCCCAACAAUGGCAGCGCCACGUGCCGGGGGCCCUGUCCCCUCCCGGGGGACAGCGGGACACGGGGACAGCGGGACACGGGGACAGCGGCACCGCGGCUGCUGACGGCGGGAUGUCGCCGGGGGCGCUGCUGUGCGGGGCCAGCGGCCUGGCGCUGCUGGUGGCCGCCACCGCCACCCCGUUCUGGCUGCAGCGCCGGGCACCGGGGGGCACCGCCAGCCUGGGGCUGUGGCACGGCUGCCUCGGGGGACAGUGCCACCCGCACGCCACCGCCCCAGCGCUGCUGGAGGCCACGCGGGCGCUGCUGCUGCUCUCGGUGCUCGCCGCCGCCGCGGGGCUCGCCCUGGGCCUGCCCGGGGGCACCGGCGGGGCCCGGCGGCAGCGGCAGCGAGCGGCGGGGGGCACCCUGCUGCUGGCCGGGCUGCUGGCGCUGCUGGGGCUCGGGCUGGGCUCGGGGGGGUCCCUGGCCCUGCUGGGGCCCCCCCGCAGCUCCUGGAGCUUCUCCUGGUCCUUCAUCCUGGCCUGGGUGGCGGCGGCGCUGCUGGGCUCGGCCGGGAUUUUCCACAUCUGCUCGGCUUCCAAGGAUCCAUCCCCGGAGAGCUCCGAAACUGGGGGGUCCUGAGGGGGCUCCCCGUCCUCCCCCCAGUUUUGGGGUUCCCCCGGGUGUGCUCAGCUGGGUCUGGCCUCUUCUGAUCCCCCCCCCCUUCCCGUUCCCAGUUUUCCCCUUUUCCCAAAUUUUGCUGUGCCAAUAAAGC
Messenger RNA from Passer domesticus (house sparrow), 883 nucleotides. RefSeq names its product lens fiber membrane intrinsic protein-like. Gene Ontology annotation, cellular component: plasma membrane. Lineage: Eukaryota; Metazoa; Chordata; Aves; Passeriformes; Passeridae. The transcript is spliced from 5 exons. The coding region runs from base 241 to 750 and encodes 169 amino acids. The record is from RefSeq and is a predicted model, not a curated record.